Molecule: messenger RNA, 1587 nt
Organism: Schistocerca cancellata (South American locust)
Lineage: Eukaryota; Metazoa; Arthropoda; Insecta; Orthoptera; Acrididae
Product: pancreatic triacylglycerol lipase-like
Exons: 10
Coding region: 418-1587 (389 amino acids)
Biological process (GO): lipid metabolic process
Molecular function (GO): lipase activity
Source: RefSeq, a predicted model, not a curated record
CUGCCGGCGCUCGCGCUGCUGCCCGCCACGCAGGCUGUCGCGGCGCGCUUCGACGCUCCCAUUCCAGAGACGAUUCACUAUGAGCAGCUGGGGAGGGUGACGACGACGCGGGAUUGGUACCACCCCCGCUACCGCGUCUUCAACCCGACACCAAGGCCGCGGGGAGAGGUCAAUGCUACCAUCACUCUCUACACCCGGCAUCUAGCGGAGCAGGGUGUCCGAGUCUGGCCGCUACUACUGAAUCCGCCUGCAGAAAGAAACGGCGCAACGGCCGCUCCCACUACGACGGCCAAGACAGAGGAGAAGUCCAAGCUGGAGAUUAACUGGGCAUCGCCAGGGGCGCUGCACGAGAACGUGGACUGCUCGCUGCCCACCAGGAUAAUCGUGCACGGCUGGAGAGGCGCCCUCUCCACCUGGAUGAAGGAGAUGGCGGUGGAGUUCCUGAAGCGCGAGCCGUGCAACGUGUUCAUCGUGCAGUGGGACGGCGAGGUCAACUACUUCCAGGCGACGCAGGACAUCCGCGUCGUGGCGCUCGAGAUAGCCGCCCUGAUCAACCACCUCGCGGUGAAGUGCGGCCUGCGGGGGUCUGACGUGCACCUGGUGGGCCACUCUCUGGGCGCCCACACGUGCGGCUACGUGGGCCAGCACGUGCCCGGCGUCGGCCGCAUCACAGGUCUGGACCCGGCAGAUCCGUCCUACACGUACAUGCCAGAGUUCGUACGGCUGGACCCCAGCGACGCCGACUUCGUAGACGUCAUUCACACUGACUCGCAGUCCAUCCUCGGCAACGGUCUGGGCAUGCGGCAGCCGGUGGGCCACCUGGACUUCUUCCCGAACGCGGGCCGCUACCAGCCGGGCUGCGAGCUGUGGAAGGUGCCGGAGGCGGCGCUCAGGAAAGGCGUCCGCGGCGUCGUGUCGGCCGCCGCCGACUUCACCGUGUGCUCGCACUCGCGCGCGCCCAGCCUCUUCACCGAGUCCAUCAACUCGCACUGCCGCUUCCUCGCCUUCCGCUGCGCCUCCUACAUGGCUUUGCACUUGGGCCAGUGUAUUUCAUGUGGCAACAACAUGGAGCGAUGUGCUGUCAUGGGAAUGGACGCGGACAAGUUCAUGCCAGCUGAGGGCUUCUCCCGGAACUCAAGCUUCUUCCUGACGACCGCAAACGAGCCGCCCUUCUGCCAACACCCGUACGCCGUGAGGAUCUUCCCGGCGGACAUGCACAACACGUCGCACUGGGGCCACCUCUCCGUGGAGCUCCGUGGUAUUAGCGGCCUCGUCAAGGAACUCCCUCUCACUGAGAAUGAUGACCUGACGGGGCCGCUGCCCCUGGUGGGCAUCCGCCUGCCGAACCCGCUGCGGCGCGUGGCGGAGGCGACGACGGGCCCGCGCGAGGUGCCGCCGCGCCAGCCGCUGCUGCUGGUCGGCUGGGCGCGCAACUUCACGGGGCAGCGCGUGCUGUCGGCGGCGCUGCGCUGGGAGAGCGUCGACCGGUCGCCGCUGCGCCGCCUCAUCCCCUGCUUCUUCCGCUGCGCCGACCCGCUGUCCGUGGCGCGCAUCGUCGUGCGCACCUUCCCGCACCCCCUGCGGUGA